AUGCGAGUAAAACCGGCAGAAACCCAAUCUCUGAGUGAAAAACUCGAGAAAUGCCAGGAAUGGCUGGAAAAUUGUACAAUUAACGAAAAUCAAUCGAUUUGUAGUGAGUGUCAAACCGAAAGUGACUCGAACUUUGAUUGUUCAUCAACAGAUUACAGUGAAUGUUCAUCACAGUCGCAGAUUGUUUCCAGGACAGACAGAAUAACAACUAUUGAUAAUAAUAAAUGUUUAGAAUCGAUAAUUGGACAAAAUCAGAAUGUUUAUGAGAAUAUAAUCGUUAAUAAGUCGAAAAGAGUUCACUUAGGUAAUGUUACAGUGAUUAACGGACCGAUUUACAUAAAAGAAUCGCAAAAAACAAAGAAAAACGAAGAUAUUGUGAGUGAUGUAAAGCUUGAACAUCUUAAAUUAGCUGAAGCUCAUAUUCGUUGGGUUGAUAGACGUGCGUGGUUAGCGCAACCGCAAGUUGAGGAAUACGAAAAACUACAGAAACCAGCUAAAUAUGUUAUUAUUUGUCACUCUGCAACAGAGGACGCUAGUACCCAUUGGGAUAAUAUUGUAUUAGUGCGUCACAUCCAACAAUUCCACAUAGAAUGCCGUAAAUGGUCUGAUAUUGCUUAUAAUUUCAUGAUUGCUUGUGAUGGUUAUACUUAUAAAGGUAGAGGAUGGGGUAUACGCGGUGCACAUUCAUUCAGAUAUAAUGCAAUCUCAGUAGGUAUUUGUUUUGUCGGCACGUUCUGUACAAAACUACCCCCGCAAAUCGCGCUGGAACAGGCGAAAGGACUGAUCAGAUACGGCGUUGAAUACGGCGUUGAGCAAGGCGAAAUCGACAAGGAUUACGCCUUAAUUGGAAAUUGUCAGGUCUCAUCGUCGAAGAGUCCCGGCGAGUGCCUGUUCGAGGAAAUCCAGACUUGGGAUCAUUACGACCCGAGUAUUACUCUAGAAAAUCCUUCAUCUUUAAUCGAGGCUGCGUAAAAUGA
Molecule: messenger RNA, 977 nt
Organism: Dalotia coriaria
Lineage: Eukaryota; Metazoa; Arthropoda; Insecta; Coleoptera; Staphylinidae
Product: peptidoglycan-recognition protein LE-like
Exons: 6
Coding region: 1-972 (323 amino acids)
Biological process (GO): peptidoglycan catabolic process
Molecular function (GO): N-acetylmuramoyl-L-alanine amidase activity; zinc ion binding
Source: RefSeq, a predicted model, not a curated record